Ceratina calcarata is the source of this 3797-nucleotide messenger RNA. It is a transcript of the gene PIG-O, whose product is annotated as phosphatidylinositol glycan anchor biosynthesis class O. The record is from RefSeq and is a predicted model, not a curated record. Gene Ontology annotation, biological process: GPI anchor biosynthetic process. Gene Ontology annotation, cellular component: endoplasmic reticulum membrane. Gene Ontology annotation, molecular function: mannose-ethanolamine phosphotransferase activity. The coding region runs from base 260 to 3433 and encodes 1057 amino acids. NCBI's taxonomy places the organism in Eukaryota, Metazoa, Arthropoda, Insecta, Hymenoptera, Apidae. The transcript has 4 exons.
CACGAGUAGAAAGUUGUUGUAUGCAUCCUCGCGCUUCUCGAAUCGACGUUUCUGUAUUUCUUUUAUAAAUGCGGAUCAUCCGUUUGUCAGCCGGUGUUGCUAACAGUGUUCGUUUGCGAUGCAUUUGAAACGUGUGUUCGCGUUCUCGUGGCAAUGCGACGAUGGUGAACAACGAGGUUAUCUCGAGAAAUAGGUUGAGGUUAUGUCGGAGCUCUUUUGAUAUCGCUCGGAAAUAAUACUCUAUUCUUGGAAAGAGAAAAUGAGCAAACUAUGGAAUUACUUAAUAUUCCAAGGAUGGAUGUCGUACUUAAUGACGGUCGGCUUGCUGAUCUUCACCAGCGGUUUCCUGCUGAACCGCGUUGCCAGGCCGGAGCGCGCCGGAUGCAAAUAUUGCACCGGUCCAGACUGUGACUUCGAACAGCUUCUUAAAAAUCCAGACCUCGCGGCCCGCUCGUGUCUCGAAAGGAAGACGCGAGUCGUCUUACUGGUCGUCGACGCGUUGAAAUACGAUUUCGCGCGCUGGUACAAUGACACCGGCUCUACCUCAUCUUACUAUCGCAACAAGCUCGUGACGAUUCACGAAUUGCUUCAAAAUCGACCGGCGAACUCGCGAUUAUACAAAUUCAUAGCCGAUCCCCCAACGACGACCAUGCAAAGAUUGAAGGGACUCACCACGGGAUCGUUGCCUACGUUCAUCGACAUCGGAUCUAAUUUCGCCUCAGAGAGCAUUGACGAAGACAACAUCGUCGAUCAGAACACUGCAGGUGGUAUCGUCUUUAUGGGCGAUGAUACUUGGACUAAUCUGUUCCCUGGCAAAUUCAAACGCCAGUUCCCAUCGCCGUCGUUUAACGUUUGGGACUUGGACACUGUCGACAAAGACGUCAGAUACCGCAUAUUUUUCGAGAUGAAGAAAAAAGAUUGGUCCCUUCUCAUAGCCCACGUUCUCGGAGUCGAUCACUGUGGACACAAGCACGGUGCUAAUCACCCCGAGAUGACUAGGAAAUUAAACGACACGGACGCUCUUAUAAGAGAAAUCGUAGAAUCUCUGGAAGAGAACACGGUGCUCUUCGUCGUCGGUGACCACGGGAUGACGGACAGCGGAGAUCACGGUGGCGACAGCAGCCACGAAGUAGAAGCUGCUAUGUUCGUCUAUUCUACGGUACCUCUUGUCAAUUACGAUUCACUGGAGGACACCGUGAAUCAGAUAGAUCUCGUUCCCACACUAUCAUCGAUUCUCAGAACACCGAUACCGUUUUCUAACUUGGGAUCCGUUGUACUCGGUUCGCUUCCAAGUAUAACGAAAAGUGGAAGAAUAGAAGAUAAUCUAUGGUACUUAGCGUUCUCUGUAUGGAGAAACAUCGCGCAGACCAAGAAGUAUAUAGACGUAUAUUCUACUGACAGUUAUUUAUUUUCUAACGAACAACUUGAAAAUGUGGAGAACAUGUACAAUCGUCUCUCGAAGCAGAUUAGAACUGUAAGAACUGUCGAAGAGUUCGAGUCUUUUAUUAAAAACAGUAAGAACUACUUCAAAUUGCUGAAAGACACGUGCACAGAAGUUUGGGUUCAGUUCGAUUCCAGCCUGAUGUCGCAAGGCCUGCUCCUCAUGUUUUGCACUUUGUUCUUCUUUUACCUAUUCAUCACGGGCAUCCCUGAAGAUCGGAUGUCGAAGAUAUUUCAAUCAUCGUUUUUGCAAUGUUCCGUGGUGGUAAAUUUCGUUACUGUAUUAAUAGUACUCCUUUGCUUUUCCUUCGGCUUCUUGGAGGAAGUAAAGAACAACGUAUUCCUUGCUACCGGCGCCGAGUCCGUGACACUGUUAGUAUCGUUGAUCGGUAUACACUGGGACGCGAUUUCGAUGCGAUGGUACGUCGGCUGGUAUUAUAAGAAGAUAAAAAAACUAUCCUACGUUUCGAGGGUGAUACUCCUCUUAACGAUAUGCAGCCUCUUCUCUAACAGCUACAUCGUCGAAGAGAGUAGCGUGCUAUCUUUUCUCCUGGUCACGAUUAUCUCGUUACUCAUGUACAAUUUGAUGAAAGAGAAUACCAACGAAAGUUCCGAGAGGAAAACGAAGCCGUUCUUAAAGCCACAAGCGAAGUCAAAUUUGAAAAUGAUCGUCCUAAUCGCUGGUUUGGUAGCUUGCGUUUCCAUACGACUGUCACACUACUUUUGGCGUUGUCGAGAGGAACAGCAACGCGAAUGUUCUACUUUCGUGAUCGGCAAAGUGGGCUCCAUAAUGUCAGACAACUUGGAACGAAUUUUUCUAGCUAUUACGCUGAUUGUAUUGGCGUUGUACAUCACGGUAGUAAGACUAUGGCUACAGAACUGUGGCAAUCUGUCCGGUUUCUCGCCAAGCGUUUUAAUAGGACAGUAUUGUCCCGUCGUAAUCGGUGUUUGUAUGGGCUGUUACUGGGUUCUUCAGAAACUACCGAAAUUCGUCAAGAUGAAAUUCGCACUGUCCUGGCAAGUGAGCACGUUGCCGAACAUAAUCUACGCAUUGAGCGUACUCGCAAUUCUUGUUCUGUACUAUCGGCCGCUCAAUGUGUUCUUGCUACCAAAGAAGAAAGAGUCCAUCAAUGCGUACCAGGAUGAAAACGUGGUACCUCGGUUAUUCGAGAAGAUAAAGAAGUCGAUUUACAGAAAGAACGUAGAGGUGGACGAUACUCCGAUCGUCUACGGCUUGGGUACAGCCUAUAGCGCCGCAUUCAUUUCCUUAAGCGUGUUCCUUAUGUUAUUGUACUCGUUAUUAUUGGGAGAUGUCCUAUCGCCCAGCACUUUUUUGAUGUUCCUGUCUUGCGCCUCUGUUCUGGGUCUGUCGGCAGUAGAGAGAUACAAGAAUGCUAAUAGCAUAUCUGAACUGGUCGAAGUAUCGACCCCCGUCUUACUGUGCUGGUUCCUAACAGCGGAGUACUUCUUUUACGGAACCGGGCAUCAACCAACUUUUCCCACUAUUCAUUGGGACGCGGCGUUUGUAGGGACAGGCGGACACUUUUACGGAAGUUUAAUUCCAGCGAUCUUAAUAGGAAUAAAUACGUUCGGAUCGCAUAUCAUAUUGGGCUCGACAUUGCCGUUAUUAGUGAUCGCUCCGUUCACCUUCUACCUCGUGUUUCCGAAGUUAGCCAAAGUUAAAUUUGCGGACGAUGACAUGAAACGGGGAGAGCUUCUCUUGUUCCAAAAGAAUUCUGUGUUCCAUGCCGCGGUUUUCUCCGUGGCAGGGAAAUACACGCUACUUCAUGCGAUCAGGACGUUCGGCAGCAUGCUUACUGCGACGAUUCACUGCCGGCAUUUAAUGGUCUGGAAGAUCUUCGCGCCAAAGUUAAUAUUCGAGGGUCUGGGAUUAUUAGUGACGCUGGGUAGUGUCCUGGCAUCGUUUUACAUGGUGUUCAGAAUUGAUCAGCAAAUGGAACAUCUUAUAACCAAAGUGACAAAGGGCAGGUGAUAACGAUACGAUUCGUACAGACGGUAAUUAUUAAUCAAAUCAUGUGUUGAACGUCGAACACUUACCGAUACUGCCGUGUCCAUAAUUUUGUGUGAGUUUAUACGAGAGACAGUUCGAACAUAGAACUAAAUCGAUCUUUCUCCCCUCGAAGACCAAGCGGUAUUAUUAAAUUCUGGUGCUUCCUAACACACUAACGCUACCCUGCGCGCAAUGCAUUGCUGAUUAUACUGAGACCAAGCAACGCACUUGAUGCAGGAUUGCGUCCAUGUGCGCUGAUGACCGGCUCCGGUGGCACGUAUUCGUUUCAUUCUCAUCCCAUUUCACGAAAUUGUUGUUUCACAUACGACUUGUAUUUUGCCAAACA